AUGACUGGCGACGACAACAGGAAUCAUCGCCCCGAGCCGGUCCAGACCGACCUCUCGGGUGAUGCGGCUGCUCAAAGACAGAGGAGACCUCGGACGAGCAAGCCAAAGGUCAAGACUGGCUGUAACAAUUGCAAGCAGCGAAGAAUCAAGUGCGAUGAGAAGCGGCCGGCCUGUACUCAGUGCGUUCGAUCAAAGAAGGAAUGCAAGGGAUAUCCACCACCACCAAGGCCCAGGAUCUUCGAGGAGGUUGCGAUUGCGCCGCGGCCAGUCACCAAUAACGUGGCCAUCAUCGCAGCCGCCCCGGCACCAGCUCCUAGCACCAUUGCACCUCGGCGCCCGACUAUAGCCAUUGCGACAAAACCAAAACGGGCAGUUUCACCACCCCAGCAGCGCAUCACGCCGCCGCUCACUCCCAUCAAUCACCCCGAAAGUACUUUCACCUCCUCAUUGAUGGUUCAUCGCCCCAGUGUCAAUUUACCUUUCAACCCACAGGAUGGUUUGUACUUUCAGCUAUUCCGGGAACGCACAGCUGGCGAGCUCUCGGGCUUUUUCGACUCCUCGUUCUGGACGUGCAGCGUGCUGCGAGAAUGCCAUUCGGAAGAGGCUAUUCGCCAUUCGGUUGUUGCACUCGGCGCUCUUUACAAGACUCUAGAAAAGAUGACAGAGUCCCCGCCAGGUUCUCCCUCGGAUCACUUUGACCCGGUCGACCAUGCGCGGCUUCACUGGGAGGUUGCCUUCCGUAAUUAUGACUCGGCUCUGAAAGCCAUUCGCAGCCAGACGUCAUCUGACCACUCCACUCAGAGAACCAGUCUCAUGGCCACUGUGCUCUUGGCAUGUUUCGAUUCAUUCAUCGGAGAUCACAAACAGGCCAUAAGGCAAAUACAGACAGGCUUGGGACUAUUGGAACAGUUGCGGGCUGAGCGCCGCAGGGCGUUUCUGCCAAGGCCCGAAGAGCCAGUCGAGCAGGACCUCAUUCAGAUGUUCACGCGCCUUGCCAUCCAAGCCAAGUCUUAUGACAUGGCAUUCCACUUCCCGCAACCUUUUGUGAUCCGACUCACACCUCAAAACACUGAUCCUACUUCACCCACAUCCGAAGGCGGCUCCCCGGUAUCGACUUUGCAGUCCCCUAUACCCGAAAGCUUUUCAUCGCUUAUUGAGGCUCGACUCGCCUGGGAUGCUCUGUGCGAAAAGAUGCUGAGAUUCACAGAAACCAUGUUCCAAUACACAAGCAGCACCAGUCCUAUGGGUGUCCUACCACGGCAAUUGCAACAAUUUGGUGUAGGCUUCAAGAACGAAAUAGCGUCAUGGGACCAUGCUUUUGAACCAAUCCUCAAUUCGAGGAAUGCUCCGGGGAAGAGCAGUCAGGAGAAAGCCGCCAUAUCUGUCCUGAAAAUGUUCCAAAUCAUGGGACAAAUACUCUUCUUGAUGACGUUUAGCGAUAACGAAUCUUCCUUUGACGCAUUCUUACCACAAUUCAAGAAGAUCGUUAGCCUCGCCGAGGAAGUAGUUGGAGACGAAGAAAGGGAAGCAAUGGCGAAGAGGUGUCCCAACCCUCAAUUUUGCCAGCAUCAGUCUGGACAUCCUGAUAUCUUUGGAGGAGGGGAAUGGACUGCGAAGCACAUCAAACCCAGCUUCAGCGCUGAUCUGGGCAUUGUGCCCCCUCUGUAUCUAGUGGCAACAAAGUGCAGAGAUUCUACGAUACGGAGACAGGCGAUUCAAUUGCUCAUGAGCAGUGCCCGGCGCGAGGGAAUGUGGGACAGUGAGCUCAUAGCCCGCAUCGGCAUGUGGAUCAUGGCCAUUGAAGAGGAAGGAAUGACGCCAGGCGACUCGCCAAGACCAUCGACCAGCUCAACCUCAACGUUCUCGGCAGCAAGCCCAGGGGCCCGAUCGAUUGGAUCCAUCUCCAACGGCUCUCCGACCAAUGGAUACACAGACCUUGAAAGUGACAGACCCCUCGGUCCAGGAGGCAAUGCCCGCUGGAGCAUAGGUCGACGGGAAAGCCUUGCGACUAACGGAAGCAUGGGCCGGAGCAGGACAAUACCAGAAGAGAAGCGCGUCAUGGUCCGGGCCGUUGAGUUUGAUCUUCGUUCACGCACCGCAACCCUCCAAUGCGGCUCCCGAGACUUGACGCCGGGCAUGCAGGAUUUCAAGAAUCGCAUCACUCAGUUCGAUUGGUAA
This is a messenger RNA of Pestalotiopsis fici W106-1, 2178 nucleotides long. RefSeq lists its product as uncharacterized. The record is from RefSeq and is a predicted model, not a curated record. Gene Ontology annotation, molecular function: zinc ion binding; DNA-binding transcription factor activity, RNA polymerase II-specific. NCBI's taxonomy places the organism in Eukaryota, Fungi, Ascomycota, Sordariomycetes, Amphisphaeriales, Sporocadaceae. Bases 1 to 2178 code for a protein of 725 amino acids. Gene Ontology annotation, biological process: regulation of DNA-templated transcription. The transcript is spliced from 2 exons.